AUGAGAUUAUUGGAUGAUAGUUUUGAAGUGCAUAAUUUGAACAAGAAAAUUGUGAUGGGUGACAAUGAUUAUGUUCUUGAAGACGUUCCUCAUUUGUCUAAUUAUAUUCCUAGUCUUCCUACGUAUCCUAAUCCAUUGAAGAACAAUCCUUCCUAUUCAGUCGUCAAUCAGUAUUUUGUCGAUAAAGAUGAUACAGUUGCUCGAAACAUUGUUGUCCGCAAGAAUAGUUCAAGAGGGAUACAUUUUCAUCGAGCUGGUCCUUCCCAAAACGUUUAUUUUAAGCCGGAUGAUGUUAAUGCAUGUAUUGUAACAUGUGGAGGUUUAUGUCCUGGUCUCAAUACAGUUAUCAGGGAAUUAGUAUGUGGCCUAUACUCUAUGUAUGGUGUAACAAGAGUGAUGGGGAUAGAUGGAGGAUAUCGAGGUUUCUAUUCCAAAAACACAAUUCCUUUGACACCUAAGGUUGUGAAUGAUAUCCAUAAACGUGGUGGAACGAUUCUUGGGUCAUCUCGAGGAGGUCAUGUUACGAAGAAAAUAGUUGAUAGCAUUCAGGACCGGGGUAUCAAUCAGGUUUAUAUAAUUGGAGGAGAUGGAACACAGAAAGGAGCAUCGGUGUUAUUUGAGGAAAUUACAAGGCGUGGUCUGAAUGUUGCAGUUGUUGGAAUCCCCAAGACAAUCGAUAAUGAUAUACCAGUUAUUGACAAGUCUUUUGGAGAUGGAACUGGCUUAGCUCAUAGGUUUGAAGCAAAUUGUUUUGCUGUGCCAAUUUUUGUUAUUAUUGUAUUUGACUUUAUUUCUUGUAUGUUACCCACAUUUUCUUGUAUAAAGAUGUCUGCUGAUUACUUUCGUGUUGCAUAUACUGUUAAAGAAAUUCAAUAG
This is a messenger RNA of Solanum stenotomum, 876 nucleotides long. RefSeq names its product ATP-dependent 6-phosphofructokinase 3-like. Gene Ontology annotation, cellular component: cytoplasm. NCBI's taxonomy places the organism in Eukaryota, Viridiplantae, Streptophyta, Magnoliopsida, Solanales, Solanaceae. Bases 1 to 876 code for a protein of 291 amino acids. The record is from RefSeq and is a predicted model, not a curated record. Gene Ontology annotation, molecular function: 6-phosphofructokinase activity. The transcript is spliced from 2 exons. Gene Ontology annotation, biological process: glycolytic process; fructose 6-phosphate metabolic process.